AUGACAGCGAAAGACUUCAAAUCUUCUGAGGAAGAAUACGCUGCCCAUAAUGCAACACUGCAGGCGCAUGAGAUGGGCUGGAACUGGAAGAUCGUCAUGAACUUGAUCGUUGUUGGUCUCUCGCUCGGUCUUUUCGGCUAUGAUAACGCCUUCGCCUCACCACUGGUGUCCCUGCCGCUCUUUGUAGAGAAGUAUCAAGGUCCAGGAUAUGACGGUAGCCUUGUUUUCACGGCGCGCAAUCUCGAUUUAGUGAUCAGCGUACCUCUCGUCGGCGCAGCAUUCGGUGCUUUCUCUGCCAUUCCUCUGCAGCAAUAUCUCGGGCGUAAAUGGGCCUUUCUCAUUGCAUAUGGCACGAUGUGUAUCCCCGGCUCGAUCCUGCAGCUUUUUGCCCCAAACAUUGGCGCCCUUGUUGUGGGCCGAUUCUGGAAUUAUUUUGGCAUCAGUGUCGUCACCAAUAUUGCACCCAUCUACCUAUCGGAACUUGUUCCGGCACAACUCCGAGCCCGAGCAGUAGGCUUUACUAUUGCAGGGAGUGGUGCGGUAUCCGUCAUCGCCACUGUCGUUGUAUGGGCCUCGGAGAAGCUUAAAGAUAAAAGACAGUAUAUGAUUCCAUUGGGGAUUCAGGCAGUGGCACCGGUUAUUUUACUGUUUCUGUCACUGUUUCUUACUGAGUCGCCUACCUGGCUGCUCAUGCACGGCCGUGACGAAGAAGCGAAGAGAAAUCUGACUUCACUACGCGGCGGUAAUGCUACCCUCGCUGAAGCCGAGUUAGGGGUUGUCAAGGUCGCGCUGCGAUCAAACGACGAGCGCAGAAGUACCGUCAAAUGGUGGGAAAUUCUCAAGUUAGAAAACCUGGAGCGCACCAUCUGCUCUGCAGCGCUGUUAUGCCUUUCUCAAGUUGGCGGCCAGAUUCUUGUCGGCACCUACUCGACCGUCAUUUUGGUCCAGAGUGGUGUGGCCGAUCCCUUCAAAAUCACUGUCAUCAUCUUCCUGUUACAGUUUGCCGGGACACUUGUGGGACCAUUGCUUCUGGAUAAACUCGGGAGACGGACGGUUGCACUGCCAGGAUACGUUCUCCUUUUGAUCUUGGAUAUCGCGGCCGGGGCUAUUGCAUGCGCGGGGCUCUCGACCAGCGGGCAACAGCUGGGGCUUGCUGCGCUAUGCAUGAUCUUUUCAUUUGUGAAUUCUAUCGCUUUUCAAUCAGUGAUAUACGUCCUCCCAACCGAGAUCCCAACCACAAAGCUACGCGAAUCAACCAUGACUUGGUCUGUAUUCUGGUCAUACUCAACGGCAAUUAUGACCACCUUCGCAGUUCCGCAACUGACAAGCGCCGAUGCGCCCGAGACUGCGAAUCGAACGCUCGCCGAGAUUGAUGAGCUAUAUGCGGCACGAAUUCCCAAGCGAAAGUGGAAAGGGUUUCAGACGACAGGCACUACCGCAUUAGACAACGGGCUGGAGAUUUCAUAA
Messenger RNA from Penicillium lagena, 1467 nucleotides. RefSeq lists its product as uncharacterized. The transcript has 6 exons. Bases 1 to 1467 code for a protein of 488 amino acids. Gene Ontology annotation, molecular function: carbohydrate:proton symporter activity. Gene Ontology annotation, cellular component: membrane. Lineage: Eukaryota; Fungi; Ascomycota; Eurotiomycetes; Eurotiales; Aspergillaceae. Gene Ontology annotation, biological process: carbohydrate transport; transmembrane transport. The record is from RefSeq and is a predicted model, not a curated record.